AGGAGAAAAUAACUUGAGAUAUUGUUAUUAAGUUUGAUGCCAUAGCACUUCUUUAAACAGGAGAAAGUAACCUAUUCAAAUUAAAGGGAUAUAUAGAGAGAGAAGCAGACAUGGACGCUGAAAACCAAAAUCUAAGACUAGGAAAAUCAAUACUUGUACCAAGUGUUCAAGAGCUAGCCCAAAAAUCAUUAGAGUCGGUGCCAGAAAGAUAUAUUCAGCUUAAUCAAGAGCCUAUAAUUUUAGGAGCUGAUGAUGAACUCAGUAAUCAUAAUGAUUUUCAAGUGCCAAUCAUCGACAUGAAAACUUUGGUUUCUGGAGACGUUUUGGAGCUGGAUAAAAUGCAUUCAGCAUGCAAGGAAUGGGGUUUUUUCCAGCUUAUAAACCAUGGGAUCGACGCCUCCUUGGUGGAGAAAUUCAAGCUGGAGACCCAAGAAUUUUUCAAUCUUCCACUAGAAGAAAAGAAAAGAUACUGGCAAACUCCAUCCGAGGUGGAGGGUUUUGGGCAGGCCUUUGUUGUGUCUGAGGAGCAAAAGCUUGACUGGGCGGAUAUCUUCUUCUUGACGACCCUUCCUAAACAUUUACGAAAACCCAACUUGCUUCCCAUGCUACCUCUGCCUUACAGGGAUACAUUGGAAACUUACUCAGCCGAAUUGCACAAGUUAGCUAUGGAACUUCUGGAUUGCAUGUCAAAAGCUCUAACGAUUGACACAAAAGCCAUGAGAGCAAUGUUUGGUAAUCAGGGAUUAUUUCAAUCUAUGAGGAUGAAUUAUUAUCCACCAUGUCCACAGCCAGACAAGGUAAUUGGUUUAACGCCUCAUUCUGAUGGCGUUGCUCUCACUAUACUCCUCCAACUUAAUGAAGUCGAAGGCCUCCAAAUAAGGAAAGAUGGCAAGUGGGUUUCUAUCAUGCCUCUUUCUGAUGCCUUUGUGGUUAAUAUAGGAGAUAUCUUGGAGAUUAUGAGUAAUGGUAUAUACCGAAGCAUUUUGCACCGGUCAGUAGUGAAUGUAUCAAUAGAAAGGAUGUCAGUUGCUGCCUUUCACAGCCCGACAUCAGAUGGGGAAAUAGGCCCGUUACCUGACCUUAUCACGCCGAGUACUCCAGCAAAAUUUAGGCGGAUAAGUGUGGCUGAUUAUUUUAGGGAAUUGUUUACUCGUUCCCUUGAUGGAAAAUCUUACCUUGAUCGCAUGAGGAUCACUAAAAAUGCUACUUAGAUACUAUUUAUUCCGUCCCACAAAGAUAUAAAUAAUUGUUGGAACACAUAGUUAAAGGUGAUAAGUUGUAGUGUAGUUAUCAAAUGUUAUUUUUAUUAAAAACUAGAUGCAAUAUGAGUUGGUGGACUAUUAUGUAGUUUUUUAUUGAUAAAGUUGGAGCGUGGUUGCAAUGUUGUAAGAAAAGUAAUAUAAUAGUUUUUGAGCCAUGUUAAUAAUGAAAGUGUUUAAUGUAAUAUGGGACAAACAUAAAAGGACAGUGUCCAGAUUAUUCUGAAUGGGAUAGAGUACUACUAGAUGAAACGUUACUGCUCGAAUAUUUUUAGGUCUUCUAUUUGUAUGGAUGACACGGAAAACAUUAUAUAUGUAAUCGAAGGUUGUAUGACGUUUUAAUAA
Beta vulgaris subsp. vulgaris (sugar beet) is the source of this 1604-nucleotide messenger RNA. RefSeq names its product protein SRG1. Bases 111 to 1211 code for a protein of 366 amino acids. The record is from RefSeq and is a predicted model, not a curated record. Lineage: Eukaryota; Viridiplantae; Streptophyta; Magnoliopsida; Caryophyllales; Amaranthaceae. The transcript has 4 exons.